UUUAAUCCGUUAAACACAGAGAGAAAUGCACCUUCUCUCUUCUCCCCCUCCUCCCUCAAACCCCAACUUCACUGUCUUCUCCUGCACCUCCCAAAACCCUAACAACCACUCCAAGUUUGCCUUCAAAAUCCCCACUUUGCCCCUCCACUCUUCCCCUUAUUCCCUCUCAGCCCCUCCACGCUGCUCCAUCCGGGACUCCUCCGUACCAGUCCUCGACCAGACCACACUCCCCUCUUCCGACUCCUCCAACGACGCCGUUUCGAAAGAACAGAGCCAAAGCAAUGCCGUGCUGCCCGAGGCAGAGUCGUCAAAAAGAGUGCUCGUGGUUCGCCGGCCGGCCAUGGAAGUCUCCGGCGACGGCGACGGCGACGGUGGUGAGGAGGCACCGACGGCCCUCGAUGCAGGGCUUGCCGAGUUGGCGAAGAAGAUGCCGAUAUUCGAGCCGGAACAGAAGGCUGAAUCGGGUGUGAAAGAGAAGCCAUUGUCGGUGAACUUGGACUUGGCGUUGUAUAGAGCUAAGAUCUUGACCAGAAACUAUCGAUACGCUGAAGCAGAGAAAUUACUUGAAAAGUGUAUAUAUUAUUGGCCUGAAGAUGGAAGAGCGUACGUGGCGCUGGGGAAGGCCUUAAGCAAACAAUCGAAGACGGCCGAAGCUCGAGCUGUGUAUGAGAAAGGCUGCCAAGCUACUCAAGGAGAAAAUCCAUACAUUUGGCAGUGCUGGGCUGUUUUGGAAAAUAAGAUGGGAAAUACAAGGAGAGCAAGGGAAUUAUUUGAUGCGGCCACGGUUGCUGAUAAGAGGCACAUUGCUGCCUGGCAUGGGUGGGGAGUUCUAGAGCUAAAGCAGGGAAAUAUAAAAAAGGCAAGGCAUCUGCUUGCUAAAGGUCUAAAAUUUUGUGGAGGGAAUGAGUACGUGUACCAGACACUUGCAUUGCUGGAAGCUAAAGCGAAUCGCUAUGAGCAGGCUCGAUAUUUGUUCAGGCAGGCCACCAAGAGCAAUCCCAAAAGCUGUGCCAGUUGGCUUGCAUGGGCUCAAUUGGAGAUGCAACAGGAGAACAAUCGUGCUGCCAGGCAACUCUUUGAGAAAGCGAUACAGGCAAGCCCCAAGAAUAGGUUUGCAUGGCAUGUUUGGGGAAUGUUUGAAGCUAAUAUUGGUGACGUUGACAAAGCAAGAAAGCUUUUAAAGAUAGGUCAUGCGCUCAAUCCGAGGGAUCCAGUUCUGCUUCAGUCCCUUGCUUUAUUAGAAUAUAAAAACUCAACUGCAAAUCUUGCUCGACAGUUGUUCAGGAGAGCAUCUGAGUUGGAUCCCAGGCAUCAACCAGUAUGGACGGCUUGGGGAUGGAUGGAAUGGAAAGAAGGAAACAUAGAGACAGCAAGGAAAUUAUACCAAAAAGCAUUGUCCAUCAACUCAACCAGUGAAACUGCUGCUCGUUGCCUGCAGGCUUGGGGAGUUCUGGAACAGAGAAAUGGUAACCUAUCAGCUGCCAGGAGAUUGUUUAGGUCCUCCCUUAAUAUAAAUUCUCAGAGUUAUGUCACAUGGAUGACAUGGGCAUCAUUAGAGGAAAAUCAAGGAAACUCUGUACGUGCAGAGGAAAUUCGUGACCUCUAUUUCCAGCAGCGCAUUGAAAUUGUGGAUGAUGCUUCAUGGAUUAUGGGAUUCUUAGACAUUAUAGACCCCGCGCUUGACCGUAUAAAGAGUCUCUUGAAGUUGGACCAGAAUUCACAACAAAUACAACAGGAUUCUCUGAGAACAAUAACAGGAGCAAAUGAAAAUAAUAUCGAUGAAGAGUCGGCUGGCCCUUCCUCUAAAAGAAAUGACAUGGAAAGUGAGAGUGGUUUUGAUGUGGAUGCUUUUGUUACAGAAAAAUUAUCUCUAGACCCAUCCAUGCUAGAAGUUCAGAUGGAAACCUCACGGCCUUUUGUACUAAACAGAACAAGAGCGAAAGUAUUAUAGUGAUUUGCCAAAUGGAGAAGAACCUGUUACAUAGUACAGAAAACAUUAGAGCAUUUUAAUCGUAUAUAUGACAGGGCCUCUUGUGGGUUUUGUGGUUUGUAUCUUGAAAUUUGAGGCUGAGGGCUCGCCUUGUAUAUUUCAUACCUCGGAGUAAGGUAACUUGAUAUGCAAGUAAAACUUGUAAUUUACUGGACAACACAGAAAAACCAUUUGCAUUGGGCUUCAGCCUUCAAUGAU
Messenger RNA from Prunus dulcis (almond), 2188 nucleotides. Its product is annotated as protein high chlorophyll fluorescent 107. The transcript has 9 exons. Gene Ontology annotation, cellular component: chloroplast. Lineage: Eukaryota; Viridiplantae; Streptophyta; Magnoliopsida; Rosales; Rosaceae. The coding region runs from base 26 to 1951 and encodes 641 amino acids. The record is from RefSeq and is a predicted model, not a curated record. Gene Ontology annotation, biological process: mRNA processing; regulation of translation. Gene Ontology annotation, molecular function: protein binding; mRNA binding; single-stranded RNA binding.